Messenger RNA from Lepisosteus oculatus (spotted gar), 3854 nucleotides. RefSeq names its product RAB31, member RAS oncogene family (gene rab31). Gene Ontology annotation, biological process: vesicle-mediated transport. Gene Ontology annotation, molecular function: GTP binding; GTPase activity. NCBI's taxonomy places the organism in Eukaryota, Metazoa, Chordata, Actinopteri, Semionotiformes, Lepisosteidae. The record is from RefSeq and is a predicted model, not a curated record.
CGCGUUCAGCUCCAGCUGGGUUUCCGUUAUUUUUUUUUAUUUUUUUGGGGGGGGGAGGUUGUUGAGGAAGGGAAAAAAAAAAAAAGAUGAAGCCUGCCCUGGUGGACUAAGGGGGGUUUAUCGCACAGGCGGCGUUUGAACCAACAAGACCACGACGGGAAAGGCAUGAUCUGAGGGCGAUCCCCCCGAGCGGCGAAGAGCGCACAGAGAAUGAUCGCGGAUUUGUAGGCGCAGUCGUCAUGGCCAUCCGGGAGCUGAAGGUGUGUCUGCUUGGGGAUACAGGAGUUGGAAAGUCAAGCAUCGUGUGUCGUUUUGUACAGGACCAUUUUGAUCACAACAUCAGCCCUACAAUAGGCGCAUCCUUUCUGACUAAGACUGUUCCGUGUGGCAGUGAGCUUCACAAAUUCCUGAUCUGGGACACAGCUGGACAAGAAAGGUUUCAUUCUUUGGCACCAAUGUAUUACAGAGGAUCUGCAGCAGCUGUCAUAGUCUAUGACAUCACUAAACUGGACUCCUUUCAGACUUUAAAGAAAUGGGUAAAAGAGUUAAAGGAACAUGGGCCCGAAGACAUUGUUGUAGCCAUAGCAGGAAACAAGAACGAUCUCGGAGACAUCAGAGAGGUCCCAAUGAAGGAGGCUAAGGAAUAUGCAGAAUCCAUUGCAGCCAUUUUCAUCGAGACCAGUGCCAGGAACGCAGUCAACGUCGAAGAGCUGUUCCAGAAGAUCAGCCGGCGGAUACCACCACUAGACCCUCAAGAGUUAGAGAAUAACGAAGCCUUUAAACUCACUAGACAGCCACCGCCUUCAAAUAAACGCUGUUGCUAAUGAAGGAGGGGAAGAAUAAAGCAUCACCUAGGCGUUGUUGCAGUUCCUACAACAUGAUUCCAUGACAGCAAGCUGAAAUCAAUACCUUGGAUUACUUCAACAACGGAAAGGAAUGCAGUCAAAUUUAGACAAGAAAGUCACAGAAGUGUAGGAGAAGACCUGGCAUUAGGUUUCACCUAUUUUUAAAAACAAAACUUGUUUUUGAAAUAGUAUUUUAUCAGAUCUUCUCAGUUGACGUCGUUUUUUUUCUUCUUGAAAAUGAGAAUCACUCUCCGAUUAACUCAGUCCUAAGAAGUUGUUUUAGAAAAGACCAGUAGUAUUGAGAUGCGUUUCCAGGGAUUGAUCUGAAUGAAUGAACGGUAGAAAUCCGCACACCUUUUCUCUUCGCAGCCAGAGUCCUGUAGCAAAGCUGUGCUGAUGAAACUGUAAUUGUGGAACAUCAAAACGUCUGUGAGUGCAUAUUUCUUUGGAACCUCACAAGAACUAAAAUUCGGAAAGUACUUAUGGUAUAUGGUUGUCAGAGUUUUAUAGUGCAACAUAUGGUAACCAGGAUUUUUCACACUUUGCAAAUACACUUUACACUGUUACACUUUCAUAUUUUUAGGUGACCAAAAAUAUUUUUAACAGCAGGUAAUUUCUAAUUUGGUUUACUAUGAUUUUGUCUUUGCCUUGUGAUAUGUAUUACCUACUAUAGUUAAAAUGGUUUAGCUAAGGUUUUAAGGAUUUUUGUUUCGCUGUAAUAAAAAACUACAAGAUAAAAGAAUAAAAGUAGAAUUUUAGAAACUACUCUCCAAUACUUCAAUAGCUACAGUUACACAAACAACUUGAGUUAGAGAUAUGUGACUGGCCGUGCUUAAUUAACCUUUUUUUAUUCUCAAACAGAAGAGACUACUUUAUACAAUAAUUUUAAUCCCUCAUGCUCUGCAAAUAUACUGCACUUCCCUCCAGAUGAUAGUAUGUGUUUGUAACUGCUGUAUGAUACUUUCAGACCAUGGUUUGACUGCUAGUAUUUGGGUAUAGCAGCACCACUGUGUUCAAUGCCUCCCAUCCAUUGUUAAAGUAUUCUGUGUUGGAUUGAGUCUGGCAACAUAUUGCUGGUUUAGCAGGUGGGAAGAUUAUUCCAUUUUAAAGUGAUUUAUUUGUCCUGUCAGUUUUAUAAAAAGGAGAUGAAAAUGAAAGUUCCUAAACUAAGUGUUUACAAAAGAUUAAAAACCGUGAACCAGGGCUAACAGUAUUUGACUUGAAUACUUUGAGAAAACUAAUCUGAAAACGUGGUCCUCUGUAGUUUCGCAGGUGAUAUCCAAUAGCAAAGACAAAUGCUCCCAUCUAGUGCUGAAAGCCACCCAUCUCAGGAGGGAAGAUGUGGAAGUAGCAUAAGAAUAUCCUGCUGGCAGGAUCUCUAACAGUAAGACAAGCAAAUCAUCUUUACAUACACAGUAGAGUGUUUGAUGCUGCUGGUGGGUCAUUUUCAUGCUUUUUUAUUUUAGUAAUGUUAAUCAUUUUGUCAGACUGUAAAUGUUCUCCAUAACCCCUUCGUUUCUAGCGGGAUGUGUGUUCGCAUAGUGAAUACUUUAUUUAUAGAGAGAUGGAAAGAAACCUUCAGGACAAAGUCCCUCGCCCCCUCAGGCUUCAGUAUGAGUUUACUGGCUGCUAAUGUACGACUUACUACUGCUUGGGUGUGCCUACUGGUGUGACUGGAGGAGGGGGUUAGUACACCACAUCCUCUUAUUUAGGGAGUUUAGUGCAGGUAACUAAAAUAGCCAGGUGGCUUGCCAAGACUUGUGAAUGAUAUCGAGACGGUCCAUUCCUGUCUCUGCAUUUCUACAAGGCGUGAUAGUGCAAGCAUUUAGGACCCAGUGAAUCAGUACAUUUCCAGUUGUGAUAAAAAGAGAUGAGCACAUGAAAACAACUGGUGAAUCAUAAAACACAAUCAAAUAUUAAUUUCAUUAAUUGUAGUUAAACACGAGCAUAUAAUUCUGUAGGCAUCAGUUAACUUCAUUAAUUGAUUGUAGGAAUACACCAUUUUUGGGACAGCAAGGUAACAUGGGAAGAUGCCAUAACGGUAGCAUGUUAUAUUACAUUUCUUGCUUUCGUAGUUUAUAAAAUUGGCUUUUGAAUGUUUUCUUGCGUUCUAGAUAGUUUUAUGUUUAUCUUGCCUUCUGAAAUAUCCCAGUGGAUAUUAAUUAUAAUUACCUACGAGCAAAGAAUACAGCGCCUUAUUUACUCUUACUUGUCUGUUGAAAAUGCCUGGUGUGAAGAGAACAUGACUAGACUAGUGACUAGUAAUCUUCACUGUCUUUGCUGCACAGUUUUCUGAGAAGUCAGAGCUAAGCAUACUUGUUCUCUUCAUCACAGAAUACAGGAAAAUCAAGAGCCAACCCCCCUCCCAAAAAAAAAGCUAGUGAAAACGACACCAGUUGAGUAUUUUAAAGACAAUACUGUAGCUGCAGCACUUUUUCAAACCAAACGAAAACAAUUGAGCUUCUGGAUCUAUCACAGUAGCUCCAUUGACCCGGUCACAUUCACUCACUGUUUUGAUGACAUUAAUGAGGAAUUCAGAAGUGUCCAUUGUGAACACUGUGGGCUUCUGAAAGGUGGUCAUCUUCAAAAUUAUUGGAUGUUUUCUUAACUAAUAAUAAGUAUUCACAAGAACACCUAGUUAAUAAAGCUGUCUUGACUGCUUAAAUAUGCUUCUGGUACUGAUUCUGGAUUGUCAGUAUAUUUAAGGCUUUCCACUUUUCAGGAAUUCAUCUACUCCAAGGAGUCCUCUAGUGGGAAUGAGGGGUUGUUUCUUGUGCAGUCGUGUCCUUUUUUCUCAUGGAGAGGACUAGGCGAAAUAUCUUUCAUUUUGUCGCAAUGUAUUCUUAGGUAUGGGCUGGUUCCACACAAAAUAAUGUGCAUGUGUCAUUCAACUAAACUAAUCUGAGUGUAUUAUCAUGUCGUUAGAAUAGCCAUAUAUAUUAUCUGUACAUAGCAUAUUAACAUUUUAUAUUAAUCUGUAUAUGACAAUAAACAUCCAUAAUGUUUGAA